Messenger RNA from Neoarthrinium moseri, 1059 nucleotides. RefSeq lists its product as uncharacterized. NCBI's taxonomy places the organism in Eukaryota, Fungi, Ascomycota, Sordariomycetes, Amphisphaeriales, Apiosporaceae. Gene Ontology annotation, biological process: sphingolipid biosynthetic process. The transcript has 3 exons. Gene Ontology annotation, cellular component: endoplasmic reticulum membrane. The record is from RefSeq and is a predicted model, not a curated record. The coding region runs from base 1 to 1059 and encodes 352 amino acids. Gene Ontology annotation, molecular function: 3-dehydrosphinganine reductase activity.
AUGCCUCUCCUCGACUGGAUGGAUUCAAGCUCUCUGCCUGUCUUCUGGUUCGUCACAGCAGGUAUCAGCGCAAUACUAGCCGCCGUCGCCAUGGGAGUCUUCGCCAGCAAGAACCAGAUGCCGGUCGAUGGCAAGACCAUCCUGAUCACCGGAGCCUCGGAAGGCAUGGGCAGAAGUGCAGCCCGUCUGCUCGCAGCCAAGGGUGCCAAUCUCAUAUUAGUCUCGCGAAAUGCCGACAAACUGCAAGAGUCCCUCCAACAAGCUCAAGCCGCUGCCAAGAACCCCCAGACGCAACACUUCCACAUCAUCACGGCUGACGUGUCGAAGCCCGACUACGCCCCCGAACUCGUCGCCAAAGCCGUAGCUGCGAAUAACAACCAGCCCCUGGAUAUCGUCUGGUGCAUUGCUGGGAAAUCCACCCCAGACUUCUGGGUCGAGGCUCCUCUGGCUCUCACCAGGGAUCAGAUGGACAUCAACUUUUGGGGAAGCGCUGAGAUGGCGCAUGCUAUACUACGUGUAUGGACGAGGCCCGACGUCCCCGUGGUUCCCGAGCCCAAGCACCUGGUCUUUACCUCGUCCGUCCUCGCCUACUUCCCCGUCGUUGGAUACGGGCCAUACAACCCUGCCAAGGCCGCCCUGCGAUCCCUCGCCGACACUCUCGUGCAGGAGCUGCAGCUAUACCCGCAGAAGGUCAAGGUACACGUGGUCUACCCUGGGAGCAUAUCGAGCCCGGGUUUCGACCGUGAGAACAUGACCAAACCCGAGAUCACACGUAUCAUCGAGGACGGCGACCCAGUCCAAACCCCGGACGAGGUGGCAGCCAAAGCAAUCCGGGGACUAGAGCAGGGCCGUUACAGCAUCACAGUCGCCUUCUUGGGCCAUGUAUUAAGGUGGCUCGCCGUGGGCGGCUCGCCGAGAGAGAACUGGUUCAUUGACACCAUCAUGUCAUGCAUCGUGCAGGUCGUCUUCUUCUUUGCCCUGACCGACAUAUUUGGAAAGAUCAGGAAGUUCGGCAAGAAGAACGGCCAUCCUGUCCAUUACCGGAAGAAGGGCAACUAG